CGGUACUAGUGCAAUUUACGACUCGAUGUUCUCCAACACAGCCUGCCCGCCAGACGUUUUCGUGACCACUGCGUCCACCGUGACGGUACACUUACAAUCACGUUCCGUGCAGCUCGGUCAGACCCCUGUAAAACCCCACUCGCCAUGUUUUCCCACUCGACUGCAUCCGUAUCACUCAGCAGCCUUCCCAGUGACCUUCUCAUUGAGAUCGCUGUCCACCUCUGCCCUCUUGACGUUCUAGAGCUUAGAAAGACCUCGAAGACUCUUCGCGACAUAACGUACGAACGAGAUAUAUGGGCGCGCAUAUAUGCAAAAAGCCCACUUCCGCACCCCGGACCGCCUUUGCCGCAGCCUUCUUGGUCCCGCGAAAUCCUGGAGAGUACCAUCAUACGCAGUGCGGCAAUCGAUCACCGCAUGUUCCCGGCCAGUGGCGCGUCGCCGAAAUCAAAGAGGCACAAAAGAGCUUUCCGGUUCAACUCCUCAAACGAGUCUGACUUCAUUCUGGUCAAAGGUCGAUGGGUGAUAUCCAAACAGCAACAAACCUUGCUAUGCCGAGACAUAGAUGCAGCGGACGUCCAACCAUUUGUGGUGCAACGAGUCCCGGAAUCGUACAUGAUCGUUCAGUACGAC
Molecule: messenger RNA, 630 nt
Organism: Coniophora puteana RWD-64-598 SS2
Lineage: Eukaryota; Fungi; Basidiomycota; Agaricomycetes; Boletales; Coniophoraceae
Exons: 2
Molecular function (GO): protein binding
Source: RefSeq, a predicted model, not a curated record